Tyto alba (common barn owl) is the source of this 2674-nucleotide messenger RNA. It is a transcript of the gene AP1S2, whose product is annotated as adaptor related protein complex 1 subunit sigma 2. Lineage: Eukaryota; Metazoa; Chordata; Aves; Strigiformes; Tytonidae. Gene Ontology annotation, biological process: vesicle-mediated transport; intracellular protein transport. The coding region runs from base 249 to 731 and encodes 160 amino acids. Gene Ontology annotation, cellular component: membrane coat; AP-1 adaptor complex; intracellular membrane-bounded organelle. The transcript has 6 exons. The record is from RefSeq and is a predicted model, not a curated record. Gene Ontology annotation, molecular function: clathrin-cargo adaptor activity.
CCCGCCCCGCCCCGACCUGCCCGAGACGAGGCGGGGGGGGAAGGCGGUGGUGGCCGUUAAGGCGCGCGCGCGCGCUCGCGCCGAGCUCGAGCCGGCGGCAGCUCCCCUCCCCUCAGUCCCGUUCGGCAGCCGCGGCGGCAGCAGCAGCAGCCGCCUGGGUAGCGGAGCCGCCGCCUCCUCCUCCUCCUCUUCUUCUUCUUCUUCUUCCUCCUCCUCUUCGUUCUCCCUCCUCACCCCCACGGGGCACGAUGCAGUUUAUGUUGCUUUUUAGUCGCCAGGGGAAACUGAGACUCCAGAAGUGGUAUGUCCCAUUAUCUGACAAAGAAAAGAAGAAAAUCACAAGGGAACUUGUUCAAACAGUAUUAGCCCGCAAACCGAAAAUGUGCAGCUUCCUGGAAUGGAGAGACCUGAAGAUUGUCUACAAAAGGUAUGCAAGCCUCUAUUUCUGCUGUGCUAUUGAAGAUCAGGACAAUGAACUAAUAACUCUGGAAAUCAUUCAUCGCUAUGUAGAACUUCUUGACAAGUAUUUUGGCAGUGUAUGUGAACUUGAUAUCAUCUUCAAUUUUGAAAAAGCCUAUUUCAUUCUGGAUGAGUUCCUUUUAGGAGGGGAAGUUCAGGAGACUUCCAAGAAAAAUGUUCUCAAAGCCAUUGAACAGGCAGAUCUUUUACAGGAGGAUGCUAAAGAAGCAGAGACCCCACGUAGUGUACUUGAAGAAAUUGGAUUGACAUAAAUCUUCACUUCAGCUGCUGACAUCUCAGUGUUUCAUACUGUAAAUGUUCACUGCCUUCAUUGUAAUGUUUAGCUAAUGGUGUAAGAUGCUGUUUGUCAGUAUUACUGUUUUGCUAAGCUGCUUCAUUCAGGCCUACGAGAAAAAUACUCCUUUGAAAAGGGAAUGAGAAACUAAAGUCCAAAAGUCAUAAAUGAAAGGGAAUUAGAUUUAAAUUGACUCAGUGUCUCCCUUCACUGCAUUUAUAGGAAAAUUGCAUUUGACUUCAGUAAGUGUACUGUUUUUUAUAAGCAAACUUGACUUCAGGAAAUAAAUGUAUCAUUAUGACAUAGCAUAUCUAAAUGAAAAAACACAACACAGACAACUCCAAAUAUGAAAUGUCAUGGUGUAGAAAUUGUGUUUAUGCAACCAAAGACUUUUGCUCAUCUACAUUUUAGUCACCGCUUGUGAUAAUUCUGCUUAUUUCAGUUGAUGCAUAAAGAUUGGAAGUACCUGUUUACUACUGAAUUUGUCAUUAUACCAAAGAAUCCUGUUCGGAUCUGCAUAUCAAACUGGUAAAAACUGUUACGGUGAUGCAGUUUUCUUGCAAAAAGCAGUUAAACUGAUCAACUCACUAGAACUUAAGGUGUAUUUAUGUGUAGCUACCUUGAGCAAAACUGUGCAAGUUACUAUACUAAAAAGGGAAUGCAUGUAGUUAAUAAAAAUAAUUCCAAAUAAGGAAACUUUUUAGAUCUGAUACUCGCUUGCUCUGACCAUAACCACAAGAAAGGAGGUAGGCUUUCUGACUGUGUAGAGAGGUGCGUAAUGAGAAUUGGAUACGUUUGAAGAUGGAAAAGAAGGAGCCUUCCAAAAGGGACUUUUUUAAAAAUUUUCUUCCAAACUCUACAGAUUAAUUUGUAUUUAUUGGUGUUUUAUAGUUAUGCUUUAAUGGGUGUAUAGGUACCUUGAAAAAAAAACCCAAACCACACAAAUUGUCAAUGUCAUUUUAACUGCUUUUCUUGACUUACACCCUUAAGGUGUGACCCAUCCCUUAUGAACCUCCUGCACUGUGUGCGUUUGAACCAACUACUUUGCAGUGAGAGCUUCUAAAUAUUAGAUUGGUGCAGUAGAUGCACUGCAGGCCACAGAAAGCGAUACCAAGUAGUAUUUUGACACUUCUAGCAGACUUUCAGUAAUUAUAAACUAAACCCCUUUCACUUCAGAAAAUUGCUGUAGGCUUUUGAGUUGGGAGGAGGCAGUGCCCCACGCCGCAGUAGCCGAGUUGUGCUGGGGGUCUGUGCAACCCCCCCAGCAGGCGCUGGGCUCUUCCCCCCCCUUCACUGCAAGAGUCUGGGUUGGGGCUCGGUCACUUGCGUAGCACCACCUUGUCACCACCCCUUGUUCCAAACCGUUGUUUCGGGGGUGCUGCCGGAGGUGCCCAGCUGCUGUAAACGUUUACACAGCCAGCUGCAGAGCUGGACCGGGGCUUGCUGCCAUCUGGGUUAAAUUUAAGCAGCCGGGAGAGGCUCAGCCUUGCCCCUUGUAAGUCCCCGGCCCCAGAUCCUGGUGUGACCACCUGGGGCAGUGCUGGGGCAGCCUGCGAACGCACCGGGGUAGAAUUUGUCUAUUUAGGCCCUGUCUGGGAUUUAAACAGAGCGGAUGGCUGGAGCCAGUCUUCAUCCUAGGGCACGCAAAACCGGGGCUUUGCGCCUCCUCAGUGUGCAAGGUGUAGGGAUAGAGGCGGAUAAAGUGGCAGCAGAAUGACCGUGCGUGUGAGAUUGAAGGGGUAAAAUUACCUUAAGUCAAACACGAAGCAAUUUUAUAUGUAUUAAACAUGUUUUUGAGGUUUACACUGUCACUUGUAUGUGCUUGGCUGGAUUAAGCUUUGUUGUGAUUGUGACAAAUAAACUGUUUGACCUCCGUCUGUCACAUUGGUUGAGUUGUAAUAAAUGUCCAUUUUUACACCA